Messenger RNA from Batrachochytrium dendrobatidis JAM81, 546 nucleotides. RefSeq lists its product as uncharacterized. The record is from RefSeq and is a predicted model, not a curated record. Bases 1 to 546 code for a protein of 181 amino acids. Lineage: Eukaryota; Fungi; Chytridiomycota; Chytridiomycetes; Rhizophydiales. The transcript is spliced from 3 exons.
AUGGUUUUGACAACAGUAUUAUUACAAGAUCCAGCUUUUAAUGUCUAUCAGGGUGUGAAAGCAAAGAUCACAAAGGUGCUCAAGGGAGGCAUUUUAACCAUAUUAGCUGCAAGGAUAACUGUCAAUGCAGUAGCAGUUUUAUCUAGCACAGAGACUCAAUUACUCCAAUUAUCAAAACGUGGUUUCAAUACAGGCUGGAGCGAGUUGGAGGAUACGCUAGAAGAUGUUAUACAAAGAAGAAUGUAUUUUUGUGACGAGUAUCUUAGACGCAAGGCUACGCUAGAUGAAAAGCUAGGCACGCAAAAUGCUCGAGUGGUGGAUUGGAUGGUAGAAAACAAAUCACAAUCCAAGUCUAAAGAAGAAACCGACGAAGUGGAAGAAGAAAUACUCGAAGCAGCCGGAUGGAAAAAAGAGUGUAAAAGAGCAAAACGGGAUGAAGAUGCUUUAAAGAAAAGACUUGAUAAAAAGAAUGGUCCAAGUUGGAGGGAAAGAUGGCAAAGACUUGCUGCCAGUUUGAGAAAAAAACAGUAUUCUUCACUUGAUUAG